UCAGUGUGUAGGUGGUACAUAGUGGGAAUGGAAAACUCCUAAGGAGGAAACCGUGGAAACACCAGGAUUUAACAGAUUGUAAGAACAGUAAGUGUGUCCCAAAGAAGAACAUCUUGCAAGAAAUACAGUCAUUGGGGGUAUACUGAUACUAGGUCCACAAUGGAGGUUCCCCCAGCAUCCAAGCUUGGUGAGACCUUUGUGUUUGAAGAUGGGUUAGAGAUGCAACAGCUGUUCCCAGAGGAGGACCUGGGAGACUCAUUUCUUCAGGAAAGAGGCUUAGAGCAGAUGGCUGUUAUCUAUAAGGAGAUCCCUCUUGGGGAGCCAAGCGAGGGACAUGAUGAUUAUGAGGGGAAUUUCAGUCUUUGCUCAAGCCCUGUUCAGCAUCAGAGUAUCCCCCAAGUAAACAAACCCCAGGAUGAUGAAAUAUUUGGCCAAACCUUUCUCCAGAAAUCAGACCUUAGUAUGUGUCAGUUAAUCCGUGGUGGAGAAGAACCCAGUAAACACGACUGUGAGCUAGUGGGCAGGGGGGACUUGGGACCAAAUGAACCUCACAGAACUGCACAGCCACCAAAACCCUAUGCAUGCCGGGAAUGUGGGAAGGCCUUCAGCCAGAGCUCGCACCUUCUUAGACACCUGGUGAUCCACACUGGGGAGAAGCCCUAUGAGUGCUGUGAGUGUGGGAAGGCCUUCAGCCAGAGUUCGCACCUUCUCAGACAUCAGAUAAUCCAUACCGGAGAGAAGCCCUAUGAAUGCCCAGAAUGUGGAAAAGCCUUUCGCCAGAGCUCGGCCCUUACGCAACAUCAGAAAACCCACACUGGGAAGAGACCCUAUGAGUGUAGGGAGUGUGGGAAAGAUUUCAGUAGGAGCUCAAGUCUGAGAAAACAUGAGAGAAUUCAUACUGGAGAGAAACCUUAUCAGUGUAAGGAAUGUGGAAAAUCCUUCAACCAGAGUUCAGGCCUGAGCCAGCAUCGGAAAAUCCACACCCUAAAGAAACCUCAUGAAUGCGAUCUCUGUGGGAAGGCCUUUUGCCACAGGUCCCACCUCAUUCGGCACCAGAGGAUUCACACUGGGAAGAAGCCGUACAAAUGCGAAGAGUGUGGGAAGGCCUUCAGUCAGAGCUCCAACCUCAUUGAGCAUCGGAAGACCCACACGGGUGAGAAACCCUAUAAAUGCCAUAAGUGUGGGAAAGCCUUCAGCCAGAGUUCCUCCCUCAUCGAGCACCAGCGGAUUCACACUGGAGAGAAGCCUUACGAGUGCAGCCAGUGUGGAAAGGCCUUCUGCCACAGCUCCGCACUGAUUCAGCACCAGAGAAUCCACACCGGGAAGAAACCCUAUGCAUGCAAUGAGUGUGGCAAAGCCUUCCGGCACAGGUCGGCCCUUAUCGAACAUUAUAAAACCCACACUAGAGAGAAACCCUAUGAGUGUAACAGAUGUGGCAAGUCCUUCAGGGGGAGCUCACACCUUAUUCGGCAUCAGAAAAUCCAUGCUGGGGAGAAGCUCUAGAAGCAGGAGCUCACACCAAAGCUUGAAAGCCUUUCCCAGAUGGAGCCUGCACCCAAUCGCUUUGUCUGCAAGGCCCCAUCCACCUUCCCCAUAACAGAGCUGAGCCUAGGCACUCCUGAACACCCAUACCAGCAGCAAGGCCCCCUCUUGGCCAGGUGCCCUGUGAUCAGCAGGUUUAUUGAGCACAAGGGAGGGUGCAGGGAUAGGAAGGCUGCCAGAAGGGCUGAGCACCUGAAAAGAGAGUGGGCCUUCGGUUUUCUCAUUCUCACAUUUGACUCGCACACCUGUGAAGUUUAGUUUUCCCCUCUAUUCCAGAACCCAGAAGAGAAGUGAAUGUAAGAGGGAAAAAGUUGAGUUAAACCCACAAAAAUGUCAGGUGAGAACUCUUAACAUCAGGCUACAGUCUGGUACUUAUUAUAGAAGAAAUAACCAUUCUCUCAGUCCAAAUUAGCUGAAGAAAAAUGAAUCCAAAAAGUAGAAAGCUCAGCCACAAAAUGGAAUCUUCUGCCUGGCUUAGGCACUUGUAGGGACAACCAAAACAGGUUACAGAAUAAAGGGAGUGUCUGGAAGGAUUAGUUCCAGAACUGGGAGUGAGGGUGCGAGUCCCUGGUGUGGUGUCUUAAUCCUGUUCUGCGUUAGAGUGAGGGUGGUCUCUUUCAAGGAGAGUAGAGGUUUGGUCCUGCAGGCCAGAGGAUGUUUGAUGCCCAGCUCUGACUCAGCCCAGGCCUGAGGCAUUAGUACCCUCCAGGAGUAGCCCCUCCACAAGACCCAGGGCUCCUAAAACCACAGUGUGCCUUGGACAUCAGCAGGGCCCAUUUUUGGUCUGGUGGCUAUGCAGCCUCUCUGCCUUCCAGUGCGGGGUUGGGCAGGGAUGGGGGAUGUUGGAAGCAGGGAUAUUCAGUCAGAAGUCUGGGUUCAAGUCUCAGUUCCAUCCCUCCAACCUACGUGACGCCGAGGAAGCUCCAAGGCUCAAUUUUCCUGUCCAUGAAAUGAGGAUAGUAGUAGGAUCUGGCCACAUACUUCUAAGGGUUGGUACAAGGCUCCCGUUCAGGAUGAAACCACGUAUGAAAGUGCUUUGGCAACUGGCGAUUGAGUGUGGAUACGCAUAGUGAUCCUUGUCCCACCUGGAAACACUGUUUCUGAAACCUGGAGAAGCAUCCCCAUCUGGUUCCUGAAAUGGCAGAGUUUGCAGCAGGCCCUCAUUAAUCCAGGCUUUCCAAUACUCCCUCAGGCUUGCACCCUGGGCUGGGGGUGCCCUGUAUUUGUCCUACACACAGAUGUUUCCUGGAGGCCAUCCUCAGCCUCCCUGUGGUGGCAGUGCAAUCCAUGUCCCUGUACUUCUUUCUGUUCCCGCC
Miniopterus natalensis is the source of this 2858-nucleotide messenger RNA. RefSeq names its product zinc finger protein 70 (gene ZNF70). Lineage: Eukaryota; Metazoa; Chordata; Mammalia; Chiroptera; Miniopteridae. Gene Ontology annotation, biological process: regulation of transcription by RNA polymerase II. Gene Ontology annotation, molecular function: RNA polymerase II cis-regulatory region sequence-specific DNA binding; DNA-binding transcription factor activity, RNA polymerase II-specific. The record is from RefSeq and is a predicted model, not a curated record.